Molecule: messenger RNA, 397 nt
Organism: Staurois parvus
Lineage: Eukaryota; Metazoa; Chordata; Amphibia; Anura; Ranidae
Source: the annotation of a GenBank genome assembly
UGGUACAAGGCUGCUGUGAAUAGCAUUGUACCAUGUGACCUCUGUGAUCAUUCACAGAUUUCACACGUAGUAAGCAAUGAUGUCACAAGUGACAUCUUGCUUAUUACUUUGCAUGUGAUCACUGAUUGGCCAAUCAGUGAUCACAUGAUUGGGACCUUGUACAGAGGUCCCGUCCAACAAUCGGUGUUUCACUGUGUCCGGAGGACACAGCGAGCACCGGAUCGCGGUGCGUGCGCUCCCAGGGAGCGCGCACAAGCAGGGUGCGGGGAGGCCGUUUAUAAACGGUCACCCGACCCUGCAGUGCCACCGUCCGGCCGUUUAUAUACAAUGGCCGGUCGAGAAGUGGUUUAAAGUGUUGUUUACUUUUCAAAAAAAGUUGCGCUCUGCAGGGGAAAUU